CACACACUAUUGCAUAUGAUGACAGAACUGACACACGUGAAUAUUUAAAUUCUUUCUAUAGACAAUAAAGCAAACACUGCUUUCUGUCAUUUUUUAAUAGGUAAAAAGAUGGCUUAUCGCAAAGUGAACGCAGACCAGAGAACACAGGGGCACUCUCAAUACCUUGACAACGAUGACCUCCAGGCCACCACAUUGGAACUAGAAUGGGACAUGGAAAAAGAGCUGGAGGAGCCUGGCUUUGACCAUUUCCAACUGGAUGGCACAGUUGAUCACCGUUCGGGAAAUUCACAAAACACCAACAUUGAUCUCGAGCCUAUUCAGCCCUCGGCAUCCCCUAAAGGAAGAUUUCAGCGACUUCAGGAAGACCCGGACUAUGUGUCACAUUAUACAAGACCAGCACCAAAGAGCAAGCGCUGCAACUUUUGUCGGAUAUUUAAACUAUUUUGCACAGUUUUGACUUUAUUUAUUUUUGGAAUUUUAAUAGGAUAUUAUGCACACAAAAAAUGUCCUCCUUCCCCCACGCCUUCAGAACCAAGUGACCCUCAUUUCUACCAUGAUAUUCUCAAGGAAAUCAAAGCUGAAAAUAUUCAGAAGAUUUUCAGAGAUUUGAUACAGUUGCCUAGGAAAGAAGAAGAUACAGACAUUGCAAUGAAACUUCUGGUUCAAUGGACGUCUUGUGGCCUUGAAGAUGUUCAGCUAGUAAAUUACUCUGUCUUGCUUGACCUGCCAGGCUCUUCUUCAAAUACAGUAACUUUGAAAAAUAGUGGUGAAUGCUUUUAUCCUAGUGGACAGAAGUGUUACAGGGAGACCAAAAAGCUUCACAGCCAAGACCUUCUGUACUCAUACGCCGCUUACUCUGCCAAAGGAACUCUCGAGGCAGAAGUAAUUGAUGUGCAGUAUGGGACUGUAGAAGAUUUAGUCCUGAUUCAAGCCAUGACAAAUGUGACCAAUAAAAUCGCACUUCUGAAGCUAGGACAAUCACCUUUACUCUAUAAGCUUUCUCUGUUAGAAGAGGCGGGGUUUGGAGGCGUCCUUCUUUAUGUUGAUCCUUGUGAUUUACCAAAGACUCAAAACCUUAGUGAUAAAGCAUUCAUGGUUUCCCUAAACAAUGGAGGAGACCCAUCGACACCUGGUUAUCCCAGUAUUGGUAAGUACUAUUCUAGGUCUGUCCAGUUAAAUGGCAUUUUAAAUUUGAUUGUAAAUAAUACAUGAGCUGAAA
Chrysemys picta bellii (western painted turtle) is the source of this 1219-nucleotide messenger RNA. The record is from RefSeq and is a predicted model, not a curated record. NCBI's taxonomy places the organism in Eukaryota, Metazoa, Chordata, Testudines, Emydidae.